Molecule: messenger RNA, 2122 nt
Organism: Morus notabilis
Lineage: Eukaryota; Viridiplantae; Streptophyta; Magnoliopsida; Rosales; Moraceae
Product: probable LRR receptor-like serine/threonine-protein kinase At1g05700
Exons: 10
Biological process (GO): protein phosphorylation
Molecular function (GO): protein kinase activity; ATP binding
Source: RefSeq, a predicted model, not a curated record
AAUGUCUCAGGGUAUAUCAGUAUAGAUUGCGGCUUACAACCUAACAAGUCUAGUUAUUAUGAGGAGAGUACAGGCUUAAAGUACGUUUCUGAUGAGGCAUUCACAGACACUGGUGAAAGGAAGGUCGUAUCAAAAGAAUACCAAGAUGAUACGUAUGGCCCGUAUCGUUCUCUUAGAAGCUUCCCAGAUGGAGACAGAAAUUGCUACAAAAUAGGGGUCACAACAGGUACUAAAUAUUUGGUCCGAGCAAUAUUCCUUUACGGGAAUUACGAUGGUGAAGAUAUACCGCCGGCUUUCGACCUAUAUCUUGGAGCCAGUUUGUGGGAGUCAGUGUCGGACACUUCAAGUUCCGCAAUCAAUCUAGAGAUCAUACAUGUACCUCAAAAAAACCAUAUUCAUAUUUGCCUGGUGAAUACGGGCCAUGGUAUCCCAUAUAUAUCAGCAAUAGAAAUAAGGCCUUUGGAUAAUUCAACUUAUCAAGCUCAAACAGGAUCCUUGGCAUUGCUCGAUCGGCUUGACACUGGUGUCAGUACAUGGACCAGGUAUUAUGGAGAGGACAUGGAUGUUUAUGAUCGUCUCUGGUCUGCACAGAAAUAUGAUGAUUGGAAAGAAUUAAGCACAAAUCUACCCAUUGAUUCUGAAGAUCAAUCCGACCAUUAUAGCAUACCAUCACUAAUUAUGAGCACUGCUUUCACACCGAAAAACGAAGAAGCUCCUUUGGAAUUUCCGUGGACUGCAACUGAUGAAUUUAGUAACGGUACAUAUUAUUUUUACAUGCACUUUGCUGAAAUCGAACAACUCCAAGCCAACGAGUCUAGAGAAUUCAACAUAUUCUACAACGGUGAUCUCUUGUUUGGACCUGUUUCCCCAAAGCACUUGCAAAGAACAACGUUGCACGCCGAAACUCCAUUUUCGGGAUUUUACCAUAAUUUCUCAAUCCGCAAGACUGAAGCCUCAACUCAUCCACCCAUUAUCAAUGCCUUUGAGAUUUACACUGUCAAAGAAUUUUCAGAGUCUGAAUCUGACCAACAAGAUGUUGAUGCCAUCACCACACUCAAGUCAACUUAUGGAUUACGGAGAAACUGGCAAGGAGAUCCAUGUGCUCCUAAAAAGUAUUUAUGGGAAGGUCUAAAUUGUAGUUAUGAGAAUACUACCCCAAGAAUUAUAUCCUUAAACCUUGAAAACAACAACCUCAAUGGUCAACUUCCAGAUGAACUUAUUGAGAAAAGGGACAAAGGUCUUCUAACACUAAGUGUUGGUGGGAAUCCAAAUCUAUGUGCAUCAGUUUCUUGCAAAAAGAAAAAUUUUCUUGUUCCAGUUGUGGCAUCACUUGUCGGAACUUUUGUUCUUCUCUUAGCUGUCGCAGCAAUCUGGUGGGGUCUUGAAAGGAAAAGACAGCAUGUUGAUGCCAUCACCACACUCAAGUCAACUUAUGGAUUACGGAGAAACUGGCAAGGAGAUCCAUGUGCUCCUAAAAAGUAUUUAUGGGAAGGUCUAAAUUGUAGUUAUGAGAAUACUACCCCAAGAAUUAUAUCCUUAAACCUUGAAAACAACAACCUCAAUGGUCAACUUCCAGAUGAACUUAUUGAGAAAAGGGACAAAGGUCUUCUAACACUAAGUGUUGGUGGGAAUCCAAAUCUAUGUGCAUCAGUUUCUUGCAAAAAGAAAAAUUUUCUUGUUCCAGUUGUGGCAUCACUUGUCGGAACUUUUGUUCUUCUCUUAGCUGUCGCAGCAAUCUGGUGGGGUCUUAAAAGGAAAAGACAGCAUGGUUCAUCAAAGGCAAAAUCUACCUUUGGUCAAUAUUCAUCGGAGUACUCGACAAAACGGCAAUUUACAUACUCUGACAUACUAAGAAUUACCAACAAUUUUGAGAGAAUUAUUGGUAAAGGCGGAUUUGGAACAGUUUAUCAUGGUCAGAUAGGUGAUACUCAAGUAGCUGUGAAAAUGCUUUCACCGUCAUCUUUUCAAGGAUAUAAACAAUUUCAAGCAGAGGUCAGCGUUCUGCUGAAAGUUCAUCACAAAAAUUUAACAACUUUUGUUGGUUAUUUCACUGAUGAUCAAAACAACGCUGGGCUUGUCUACGAGUAUAUGAACAGUGGAGAUCUACAAUCUCAUCUCUCAG